This is a messenger RNA of Coffea arabica (coffee), 1713 nucleotides long. RefSeq names its product berberine bridge enzyme-like 21. Gene Ontology annotation, molecular function: FAD binding; oxidoreductase activity. NCBI's taxonomy places the organism in Eukaryota, Viridiplantae, Streptophyta, Magnoliopsida, Gentianales, Rubiaceae. The record is from RefSeq and is a predicted model, not a curated record.
AUGUUACCCUCUCUUCUUCUUCUUCUUCUUCUUUUUCUUUCUGCAUUCAAUUCCCUAACAUCUGCAGCCUCAGACCUCGUCUUUGACAACUUUGCCCAUUGCCUUGCAGGAAAAGGGAUCCCAGAUGACCAAAUCUCAAGCAUUCUUUAUAGCCCCAUUAACGCUUCCUACACUUCAGUUUUACAAGCUUAUAUAAGAAACAGGAGAUUCAACACUUCCACAACCCCAAAACCGCUUCUCAUAGUCACAGCUUUAGAAGAAUACCACGUCCAAGCAGCUGUUCUAUGUACAAAAAGAACUGGGCUGGAACUGAAAAUCAGAAGUGGCGGUCAUGAUUUUGAAGGAAUCUCAUACGUUUCCAGUGUUCCAUUCGUCAUUCUUGACAUGUUCCACCUUAGUAGUAUUCAUGUUGAUAUUGAAAAUGAAAUUUCUUGGGUACAAGUUGGCGCGACACUUGGGGAACUCUACUACAGGAUUUGGGAAAAGAGUAAAGCACAUGCAUUCCCUGCCGGUGUAUGCCGAUCAGUAGGCGUAGGCGGCCACAUAAGUGGGGGAGGUUAUGGCCCUAUGCUACGCAAAUACGGCCUAACUGUAGACAAUGUUGUUGAUGCACGAAUCGUCGAUGUUAAAGGCAGGAUUUUGGAUAGGGAAGCAAUGGGGGAAGAUCUUUUCUGGGCUAUUAGGGGUGGUGGUGGUGCGAGUUUUUGCGUUGUUUUGGCGUACAAAAUCAAGUUAGUCAGGGUACCAGAAAUUGUAACAUUUUUCAGGAUUGUUAGGACCAUGGAAGAAAAUGUAACAGAUCUUGUUUAUAGCUGGCAACAGGUAGCCAACACGAUUGACAAUGAUCUCUUCAUCAGAGUUCUGGUCCAACCAGUUACUGAACAAAUCAAUGGGCAGAGUCAGACUACAAUUGGAGCAACAUUUAUAGCAUUAUUCCUUGGAGAUGCCGAUGGACUCUUAUCUGUUAUGAAUGGAAGGUUUUCUGAAUUGGGAUUGAAGAAACAGGACUGUUUGGAAAUGAGUUGGGGUGAAUCACUCCUCCGGUGGGAAGGUUACGCGAGUGGUACACCCAUGGAAGCUAUCCUUGACAAGACUUAUGCCAACUUCGCGAAGAGGAAAUCAGAUUAUGUGCAGAAUCCAAUUCCAAGGCAUGGGCUGGCCUCCAUAUUCAAGAAAGUGAUUGAGCUAAAUAAAACAGUACUGGAAUUCAAUCCUUAUGGCGGAAGAAUGAGUGAAAUUCCAGAAAGCCAAACGCCUUUCCCUCAUCGUUCUGAGAUCAUUUUCAAGAUCGAGUAUUUAGUGAUUUGGCAGGAAGAAGGUCCUAGAUUUGCCAAGAAAUACAUAGAGCAGACACGGGUGCUAUACAGUUUGAUGACUCCUUUCGUUUCAAAAAAUCCUAGGCAGGCUUUUCUGAAUUACAGGGACCUUGAUAUUGGAACCACAGACAACGGGAAGAACAGUUACAACGAAGGAAGAGUUUAUGGGCUCAAAUAUUUCAAAAAUAAUUUUUACAGAUUGGUGAAAGUCAAGACCAUGAUAGAUCCUGAAAAUUUCUUCAGGAACGAGCAGAGUAUACCAACUCGGCCCUCCGGCCAUUUUAGUUGGGGUAAAACUUUCAAGCUUAUUAACACUUUUACUCUUUUACGAUCCAGAAUUGGGUGCAAAAGUUAUUAUUUAAAGUUUUUGACUCGGCCUGGCUGCAUUUUUAAUUGA